AUGCCACAGACAAGACACUCAACCACCAAUGACGACGAUGUCAGCUCAUACAGAAACUCACUGUAUGCAAGGAGACAUUCCAUUAUGGCACCAGGACAAAGCAAGAAAACAGGAGGACAAGGCAAGAAGAAGAAAACCAAAGCCAGCAGGAAACGGCAUUCUUUGUCCACUGAUACAACAUCCACACAGCACAGUGCCAACCCACCUUCCAAUGAACGGCGAUCCUCUCUCCCGAACAGUGAUACACAAACGGCUAGGCGAAAACUCAAGAACCCUUUCAAGCGAUUGAGAAGGCGACGCUCCAUGAAUGAUGCCAGCCAAAGUCACCAUUACUACGGUGACGGUGAUCAUCCAUCAUGCAGUGAAAGUAUUGGUGUGCUCAUGUGUGUGCUUUCCCUUUGCACAGUUCCUUUUGCACUGCUAGCUGAAGCGACCUUAAAAAAAUAA
This is a messenger RNA of Seminavis robusta, 447 nucleotides long. The record is from the annotation of a GenBank genome assembly. NCBI's taxonomy places the organism in Eukaryota, Bacillariophyta, Bacillariophyceae, Naviculales, Naviculaceae.